Molecule: messenger RNA, 2748 nt
Organism: Cryptococcus wingfieldii CBS 7118
Lineage: Eukaryota; Fungi; Basidiomycota; Tremellomycetes; Tremellales; Cryptococcaceae
Exons: 5
Coding region: 1-2748 (915 amino acids)
Source: RefSeq, a predicted model, not a curated record
AUGGACACCCCGACUACCAGCCCCCCUUCAGCCAUGAAAUCACCGAGCCGCAGGUCUUGGUUCAGCUUUUCUAGACACAAACCCAAUUCGAUCAAGGCAGAAGAGGCCUCACUCAUCGCUCCCGACCGCCAAACCCUCUUCUCCUCCCGUCGCCAAUCCACUUUCAGCGCCGCAAACGGCGAUGCUGGUGGCACCGAGCGACUUCGGCCUAUCCAGUUCUCGCCUAACCGAAUCGCUACCCUCUAUGUCACACCAUCUGAACGUAACCUCUAUCUCGCGGCAAUGUCGCAGCUCGACCAAGGGCCGCCUCCUUUACCUUUGUGGACGGAUCCAGCGCCUGCGCUACCGAGGGUCGAUCCCUCUCCUCCUCUUGAUCAUACCCCUCCAAACCCUCCGAGUGCGUGGCAGCAUCGUCCCAUGAGCCCAAAGCUGUUUCCGGGAGGUGUACCUCACCCUGGCAGCCCCGGCCUGCACAUCAGAGAAGAGUUUCGAAAUACUGCGCCUCCCAAGGCUGCGAAUCACGCAUUGGUCGCUCUCAUAGCUCCAGGUGGGAUGCGGUUCACCGGCUUUCCACCGGCAGCUUUGAUCGCAGUGGACCAUGCGAUCUCGGAAGAGUGGCCUUGGGGCGUCGUGAAGAGGAGUGAGGGUGCGUCAGAGCUUCAGGCAAGAGGAGAGAAGGACACUGUGGUAUGGAAUGUGACCUUGAAGGGAAAGGUCUGGAGAAGGAAGGGGAAUGAAGAGCUAGAUACCGUCCGGUUGAUCUUGUCCGUCUUUAGAGUUUUAGGGAGACAUGGCUGGACGCUGGUGGAAAGUAUUCAGGCUGGAAGUGCAAAGAAAGAUACCCAUAAUCUGCUCUUUUCGUAUGCCCCCCAGACAGUCAUCACCCCUCCUGCCUUUUUCGCCCUAUCCAUCCCUCUUCCCGAUCGCAUCUCGCUCAUCAACCCACCUCUCAAAUCCACGCCGUCCCUCAUCUCUGCCCUCCGACAAUCUAUUCUUUCCGCCUCCCCUCUCAAACUCCGCACCGAGCCUCCUGGUACCAUCAUUCACGACGCCGUGAGCGACGAGGAGCUUUUGAGAAGGAGUGAAAAGGGCAACAAGGAGGAUAGACAGUGGAUUGGACACGACGCGAGAGGAAUCAAGCUCGAGGGGUGGGUGCACGAUGGGGUGUAUCGGUUCUGGGUAGACGGAAUGAGAAGAUGGAUCGGAAAAGGGAUCAAGAGGAGAGUGGUUGAAAACAUCCAUCCUAUGCUCGUCAUUACCAUGGUCAACAACUUUUCCAGUCUUCACUACCAGCUCACCGGAUCCGUCCCUCUCGUCCCGUUCACCAAAGGUCGCGACGUCCUCAUCUUUCAGUCUCUUCCCUCGUCUGGUGUUUCCGCGAGAGACUCGUAUAUACCGAGGGUGCUGUCCGACGGGACCGACUUGGCGCCUGGGGCGGGUGUGGGAGAUAGUUACCGCGAAAGUGUGGAGCUCUUACCUCCGAUAGCUCUGGCGAGACAGCCCCAAUCCCAACCUCAGCCCCCACGCCAGCCCGAGCCCAAACCGCACCGGGCGCGUCUGGCGUCAUUCACAGGUCGCCGGCGUACUGCCAGCCAAGAAUCGUCCAACUCUCGCAAAGGCAACGUGCUUGUCAAGAAAAGCUCGAUCAAAAGGAAGAGUAUGCCGAUAUUGCCUUCAAACACGAGCCUCCUGAAUCUAGGACAGAUGUAUGGCCAUGGUCAUCAUAGGCGCCAGUCGGAUACUGGUUUGGCCGCUCAGUCAAACCACACUGGUAGAGAUUCUUCCGAAGGUACCGCUGUGCCUCCUGGACAUUCUCGAAACGCAUCCCAUCUCGUCGUCACCAAUGCCACUCGCAACGACAGAGACAACUGGUCGGUCGCCGAUAGACCCAUGUCGGCCGACAGUGGUAUUGCCUCCUCGGGGUACGGCCGUGCUCCACCUGCUCAGCUCUCUCGAAGCCGCCUUUCCCCUCCUGCAAGGUCACCUUCCCCUGUGCGAGCUGCUUCACCUCCCAACCGGUCGGCAAGACCAUUUCAAGCAAAGAUCUCUCCCGCUCCCCGCGCAGCUCCUCGUGUUCGAGCACCAGGCCAAGGUCAUACCCCUAAACCGUCCUAUGAAAGUGGGCAGUCGGUUUACGUCGAUGCUCCCACAGAUCUGCCAGGUGCUGGGGGGGCCUCCACACGGAGGACUCGGGACUUUCACCCGAGCUUGGACGACGUGAGGAUCCCGGGUGCUGAUCUAUACGCGCCCUCACCCGACGAUGGCGCAAGCUCUUUCGUCACUCAGCCUCUUGCCCUCGGUCAGCCGAUCCCUUCGCCUCCGGAUGAAAAGUCCUAUCCAAACGUUCCUGCUCCUCAAGUGGCUAAUCUCUCUGAUCGACUGCCUGUUCGAGAAACUGGGUCUCCUCGCCGGACGGGUGCUGCCCUGGUCAAUGUCAAUGUCGGCCGUGUCGAAUCUCAGCGAGGGAGUUUGGGCAACACUUCUACCAUGGUCUCUUCCGUGCCCCCUCAGCAGCAUCAGCUUGUGAAUGAGCAUGGCUAUGGAGGCUCGGCGCAGUUUGCCUCUUCUCAUAACGCCGCGGGUCAGCAAGGCAGAGGGGUAAGAGAAAACACGAAACGAAAGGUUUGGGACGAGUCGCGGGGGAUAUGGGUCGACACUGUGAAGGGGUCUGAGAAUAGAGGGAGCAGGGGAUCACAUGGGUCGAAUGAGGGUGUUGGCAGUGCCAGAACUAGGGUGAAUGUGAGGUGA